Molecule: messenger RNA, 2183 nt
Organism: Ectocarpus siliculosus
Lineage: Eukaryota; Phaeophyceae; Ectocarpales; Ectocarpaceae
Source: the annotation of a GenBank genome assembly
UCCUUCGGGGCAGUUUGUAGUGGACCACGGCACAGCGAUGAGCGGCUCCAUUGCCAUGAUCUCCAGGGUUGGAGGCUCGGCCCGCGCGACUGCUGCGGCAACGAGGGCGUGCGGGGCAGUGGCAGGCAGCAGCAGCAGCAGCAGUUUCAGCUGCGCAAUCAGUGCCCCUCGCGCGUCGCUCUCUUACUCAGCGUUCGCAACGACAAACAACGCGUUGCCUGCGAAGCGGCAGGGAGGGGGGGAAGUGGAGCGGGAAGCGGGGGCGGCUAGCAAGGGCGGCGUGCUGCGGGUCCAGGAGAACAGCAUAGAUAUCGCCCCCGUGGGAGCGCUGACCUCGAAGCCCUACGCCUUCCAGGCGAGGCCCUGGGAGCUCCGACAUGCCGAGAGCAUCGAUGUCUCGGACGGGGUGGGAAGCAACAUCCGCGUGGACUACAAGGAGACGGAGGUGAUGCGCGUGCUGCCCCGUGAGAACGAAGAAAUCAACUCGGAGUGGAUCCACGACAAGGCGCGCUUCUCCUACGACGGUCUCAAGCGGCAGCGCUUGGACAGGCCCUACGCCACCCUCAUGGGCGACGACGGCAGCGCGUCCCUGGCCCCUGUGACGUGGAAGCAGGGGCUCGAGGCCGUGGCAGGCCUUGUCGACAGGCCCACGGCCUUCGUGGUCGGGCGCGGAGUGGACCUCGAGACAGCCGUGGCGGUGAAGGACCUGGCCCUGAGGAUGGGCAACGCCGCCGUGUACAAGGAGGGUGGCAUCGAGGCCGAGGACCACCCCAACCACCUCAAGCUCGCGGACGUCGACGACGCGGAUCUCAUCCUGCAUGUCGGCCUCAACGCCCGCCUGGAGGCCACCAUGCUCAACGUCCGCAUCCGCCAGCGCUGGCUGCGCGGUGGGCUUACCGUGGGCACCAUCGGGGCCCCCGUCCGCCUGACGUACGACGCUGAGAACCUCGGCUUGACGCCUGCGUCCCUCGUCGAGCUAGCGGAGGGCAAGCACCCCUUCUGCAAGGCGCUCGCCGCGGCCGAGAAGCCUCUCAUCCUCUACGGUUCGGCGGUGCUGGAACGGGACGACUCGGCGUCUAUCAUGAAGCUUCUCAAGAGCCUCAACGCUCAGACCAAGGCCGGUGAAUCGCAGGACUGCGUGCACCUCGUCAGCUCGCACGCGAACGACGUGGGGCUGACGGCCCUCCACCUGGACCCUCUCCCGCGGGGGCCCGCACGCGCGGACGUGGCGGAGACGUUCUACCUGGUGGACCUGGCCGACUCCGCCUUGGCGGCGGAGCUCAAGGAGGCGGGGAAGGCGGUCGUCUACCAGGGCACGCACGGAGACGAGAACCUGGGUGAGGUGGACGCGCUGCUGCCCGGCGCGACCUUCGUGGAGAAGGAGGGGACCUACGUGAACACCGAAGGGAGACCACAGAGGUCCGCGUUUGUGUUCCCGCCUCCAGGAAUUGCCCGUGAGGACUGGAAGAUCGUGCGCGCGCUGGGGGAGUUCGUCGGGGUAACGCUCCCAUACAGCGACGACGAGGAGAUGGAGGAGCGCGUGCAGACCCUCGUACCGCUCACCCUCAACAUGGACGAGCUGUCUCACUCUCAGGUCGGCCCAAUUCCAGGCCCACCCAAGGGGGAGAUUCGGGUCCACGAGACUACCCUGGGCCCCCUCGUGCACGACUUCUACCGCACGGACGCUGUCUCCAGGGCAUCUGUGACGAUGGCGAAGACCUCCGCGCUGCACCGCGAGACCGCCAGCACAUGGGAGUUCUAGUGUCAUGAUUUAUUUGGCUUAUGUUUGAAUAAUGUGGUUUAACUUGAUUUCGAACGAGUCUGAAGCGCCUAAGCCGGUGUUAGUUGUGUGGGAUGGUUUGGUGUUAUGCGGGGUCGGUGCCGGCCAAGUAGUAACGGUACAGCACCGCCGGAUGGUGGCGCAGCCGGGCUGGUUAAGCAUGGAAGGGUAGGGGUGGAUGGCGACCACGGAGGGCGCGAGGUUCCCUCUGUAGGGGUGGCACGACUAUGCGACCAGAAUGUUGGCGCCUACCAUCUACAAUUCCUCUUUUGUGUGUGGAUUAUCGCGCCUCUGGUGCAGAUUGUAGUGGACCUCGAGUAACCAUGAGGCAUCCAAACGGUGCGGUUGGCUUUCCGUAUUCAUACCAAGCUUGACAUCUGAGGAGUUGGAUCCUCUUUCACCG